GGCUACCAUCACAAAUUUCAACCAUUCACUUCAUCCUUUUGAAAUUUGUACGAGGGAAUGGAUGGUGUAGUAAUUCAACUGUUAUAGUACCUGAGUUACUAGAGUGCUCAUUCUCUACCAUCUUCUUCAUUUGGUUCAACAAGGUUGAAACUGAAGGAUCUACAUGUAGGAAAAGAAAGGUGCUUGUAUAAGUGAUAAAAGAAGUUUGUUUUUGGAAAAAGAAAUCCGCGAUCUACUCGUGUCUGCUGGCUGCCAUCGGCCAAAUCUUGAUUCGUCUCAAAGUACUCUUCUCCUGUACGUACAGACACGGCAACAGAAAGAGAAGAAUCGACGAUCUUUAGAAGAUAUACUACGUCCACCAGAACCUCUUUCUUUACUUCAUUCUGAGACAUCAUUGUGCCUUUUGAACUCUGGAAGACGUCCCCAAGUGAUUGUCAGACAAGGACCUGGUGUUGUCUCAAGCAUCGCAGUACAUGUUGAAAUUGGUGCCAGAGGGAAACCAAUAUCACCUCCGUUAAAAACGCGACUGGCACGAACUCUAGUUUAAGAAUUCUUCGGUCGGGCAGUGCUUUCCAAGAAAUUAAACAGGUCUCUCGACCCAGAACCCAACCAGUCAGCUCCUCAAAGUCACGGGGCUCAAAUCAGCAAGUAGAUACUGUUAGAUCAUCGAUUUCGAAAUUUCGUCCUCGUCAGACUAGUAUCGUGACUCUCACUCCUGUGUCCCUAAACCGGAUCUACUCGCCUUUGUCUGACAAAAGGAUUGUGUCAUUUGCUGGCUAUACUGCAAGCCAUUCAGCGUCAGAGCAGUAGGAAGCGAGCGAAUCUUGCCAUUUUGAAAGGGUUGUUGAACAGCUCUAGAACUCUAGUUUGCAAGGAGAAUUGAGUCAAAAAUCUCGUUCCAGCUCAGGAACAUUUAAGAAUGGUCGUCAAUAGCAGCAAGUCGUUUGGACGUGCGGCCGCGAAAGAUUAUGAAGAGAACCAAGAUGACGAUAUCCCUGCGCAAUUUGAAUUGGACGAGAAUUGUACGCAUUACACCUCCUUGAAAGAAGUACCCUGGGAUCUACACAAAUACUGGCAGCAGCGUUAUAGCGUGUUCUCACUCUACGACAAUGGUAUCUAUAUGACAGAUGAUGCUUGGUUCGGCGUUACCCCUGAGCCUGUAGCUACUCAAAUCGCUCAGGACUAUGCCUCUUCUACAUCGCCCACAAAAACAACUAUAAUUGAUCUAUUCGCUGGCGCUGGCGGCAACUCCAUUGCAUUCGCUCUCUCUAACCGUUGGGCCCAUGUCAUAGCCAUUGAGAAAGAUCCGUCGGUUAUCGCCUGCGCCGAAAACAAUGCAUACGUCUACGGUGCCACAAACAUAACUUGGGUUAAUGGUGACUGCUUUGAGUAUCUUAAAACCCACGCCUCUUCUAUUAAUCCUUCAGAAACUGUCAUUUUCGCAUCCCCACCAUGGGGAGGUCCUGGCUAUACUUCUGAAAAUAUCUUCGAUCUGAGUACUAUGCAACCAUAUUCUGUGCAGUAUAUUCAUGAGGCAUGUAAGGCAAUGGAUACAGCAUUGUAUCUUCCACGAACCAGCGAUCUCAGACAAAUCUCUGCGCUGUUGCCCGAUGGGAAGAAGGUUGAGCUUGUGCAAUAUUGCAUGGAGGGAGCGAGUAAGGCGCUCGUGGCGUAUAUUCCAGCUAUCGAAUGAGAAGGAUGUGAUCGGUUUUAUGAAGACUUCGGAGAUCCGGGUGGAGCUGCAAGUCGAGGUGCCUUGAAGCCUGAGGGCUGAAGGCUGCAGCACACAUGCGGUCUAUCAUGUGGGGAUGGGUACAAAAUUUUGUUGCAUAUCGGAAAUUCCUGAGGCAAAUGGUGGGAGAAGACUUGGCCACAUGAGCAUGAUAUCGAAAUAUGCAGAUGGCAUGAAGUAGCUUAUAAUAUAAAUCUAUACA
This is a messenger RNA of Botrytis cinerea B05.10, 1934 nucleotides long. It is a transcript of the gene Bctgs1, whose product is annotated as Bctgs1. Bases 920 to 1693 code for a protein of 257 amino acids. The transcript has 5 exons. The record is from RefSeq and is a predicted model, not a curated record. Gene Ontology annotation, molecular function: RNA cap trimethylguanosine synthase activity. Gene Ontology annotation, biological process: 7-methylguanosine cap hypermethylation; 7-methylguanosine RNA capping. Lineage: Eukaryota; Fungi; Ascomycota; Leotiomycetes; Helotiales; Sclerotiniaceae. Gene Ontology annotation, cellular component: nucleus.